Messenger RNA from Phoenix dactylifera (date palm), 1049 nucleotides. Its product is annotated as ubiquitin-conjugating enzyme E2 28-like. The record is from RefSeq and is a predicted model, not a curated record. NCBI's taxonomy places the organism in Eukaryota, Viridiplantae, Streptophyta, Magnoliopsida, Arecales, Arecaceae.
CUGAGACCGACCGUGACCUCUCAUUCCUCUUUUUUCUCUAAUGACAGGCGUGGGGGGAGAGAUGCCUUUCGAGCCGUGUUAGUUUUUUAAGUAGUGAAAGCCAAGAAAAAAACAAUCUAUAAGAAGAUUUGGUUCGCAUCCAUAGUGAAGAACUUGAUGUUGCAAACCCUUUUCCAUCAGCGUUUGAUAGAUUCUUUGUCCUUCUGCCUUUACACCCCGAGCCAGCUGCAGUCCACUCGAAACCCUGCCCUCUCAGGCCUAUAAUAUGCUCUUCUAAUCUCCCUCCUCCCGCGGUAACCAGACAAAGGUUCUUUGUAUCCUCUUCUGUGCCAAGUAGUUGCGAAGCAUCCUAGUUUCCAGAUAGCUAGAAUGGCGUCGAGACGAAUCAUCAAAGAGCUCAAGGAUUUGCAGAGAGACCCUCCUACAUCUUGCAGUGCAGGUCCGGCGGCUGACGACAUGUUCCACUGGCAAGCUACCAUAAUAGGACCAAACGACAGCCCCUACUCUGGAGGUGUCUUCCUUGUAAAUAUCCACUUUCCACCUGACUAUCCAUUUAAGCCUCCCAAGGUGGCCUUCAAAACCAAGGUCUUCCAUCCAAACAUCAACAGCAAUGGUAACAUAUGCCUGGACAUUCUUAAAGAUCAGUGGAGUCCGGCUCUAACCAUAUCUAAGGUUUUGCUCUCCAUUUGCUCACUGCUCACAGACCCAAACCCAGACGACCCAUUAGUACCAGAGAUCGCCCACAUGUUCAAGGCCGACAGAUUCAAGUACGAAAUGACUGCCCGCAACUGGACCCAGAAGUAUGCCAUGGGCUAAAGCUGGCUUUUUAAAGUUGCUUCGUUCUUGAAAUGAUCCUUACUUAUCUCAGUUCUGAUAUAUUAAUUGUCACCAUCCACUAUUGAGUUAUGGAAUAAGUGGAUGACCUUUUUUAGUGCUCUCGCCUUUUGUUAUCAUACAUGACGUCGGUCUAUUAAUAAGUAGAUGAUACUUCUGAGUGGUCUCAUCACACAUGUUUACAUUUCAUCAAGAUGUGCUUCGUGAUUAACGCA